UCGGCGAACUGAAGAUCACGGAGCGCGAUAUAAUGAGCCUGUGGGUUGUGUCAAUCUUCAGUGGGCUAAUUUGGCUUGUUGGGAUCUUACACAUCUUCACAGCCUUAGAUAGGACAAGUGAUUCCAUCUCAUUCUCGUCGAAAUUCCACCCGUUUUCGAUCUUCAAAUACCCUCACGCGAUCGGAGGCCUAGCCGGGGUUUUCCUCUCAUCAUUCACCACAAUGUCGAUUUUCACCGGGGGAGUGCUGUUCAUAGUUGGAGAGCUAUGCAUCAAGCCACUUCACUUGCUCUUGUUCUGGCUAACAUAUUUCCUUUUCCCUCUUGUGUCUCUACCACUGCUCCAACCAAUGCAGCAUCUAAUUAAGAUGAAUUCGGUUAAAUUGCAAAUUGUGGGAUUCUUGUUGUCCCUUUUCGCCUCCGGCUUCGGAUUCUACUUUGGCCAUAGUCACUGGAAAUGGGGCCAUUUGGUGGUAUUCGGCGCGAUCCAGAGCACGGCUGCAGGGAUUUUGCAUGCCUUUGGGAGGGUAUUGGUUUUGGAUUGUGCUCCAACAGGUAAAGAGGGUGCAUUUUCGAUAUGGUAUGCAUGGAUGAGAGCUGCCGGAUUAUGUGUGGGAUUCACAGUUGGCUCGGUGGCGCCUGGACACAUUAGAACCUCCUUUGGGGCUGCAUUUUGCACAGCCAUUGUUGCCAUUGUUGUGCUGCUUUUUGGAAACAUUAGUGACGUUGGUGGCGCUGCUGCGGCCGGUCAUGUCAAAGACGACCUUGACAGAGGCUCCCCGGUCCCUGACACUAAAGAAUCGUCGCGCGUCUGACGGAGGAGGAGGAGGAGGAGGAGGAGGAGUUAGCAUUGGACUAAAUAACCUGGGACUGAAUGGAUGGAUGGAUCAUGGUUUUACAUCUUCAGUGUUUUUAACCUUAUAAUAUUCUUUGCAAAAUAUGAUGAUGAUGAUGAUGAUGUUUGGUGCAUGCAAGAGUUAAAGAGAUUUCAUUGUAUGAUUAUUGAUUUUGGGAUAUGUAUUUUUAGUAGUUAGUGUUUGUUUGGCAUGCAUCUGUUUUUGUUUUGUGUUUUGAGUUGAGGAUUUCAGCUUCUGGCCUUGUGUAACUGUGUUAUAGUGUUUGGUCAUAUUUUCUCUCUUUUCACAUCAUUUUCUA
Molecule: messenger RNA, 1152 nt
Organism: Arachis ipaensis
Lineage: Eukaryota; Viridiplantae; Streptophyta; Magnoliopsida; Fabales; Fabaceae
Source: RefSeq, a predicted model, not a curated record